Molecule: messenger RNA, 2095 nt
Organism: Phragmites australis (common reed)
Lineage: Eukaryota; Viridiplantae; Streptophyta; Magnoliopsida; Poales; Poaceae
Product: aspartic proteinase Asp1-like
Exons: 8
Coding region: 146-1573 (475 amino acids)
Biological process (GO): proteolysis
Molecular function (GO): aspartic-type endopeptidase activity
Source: RefSeq, a predicted model, not a curated record
UCUGAGGUUGGUAACUGAACCUGAAUGAAGCUGAAAAGGGUCAUCAGAACUCUGAAAAGGCGGUAACUGAAACUGAAAGCCCUUUGAAUCCUUUUCUUGUUCCUUGCUGCUGCAACCAAACCAAGAAAGCCCAGAGAAGCUUCCAAUGCAAUGCAAUGCACUGCUUCAUCUUCCUCCUCCUAUAAAGCCCCCCUCCCCAGGCCACAUUCCUCCCACCAUCAACAGCCUCCCAAGAAGAAUUCAGAGGAAGGGGAAGGGGGAAAAGACAAGAAGCCUUCUGCUCCCUGCCCUGCUCCCCCUCCGAGCUAUGGCCGCGAGGUGGGGUCCGCCUGCCGGUCUCGUGCUUCUGCUGCUCGCGCUGGCCCUGGCCCCGGCGGUGCGAGCGGAGAAGCCGGCGAGGGGCGAGCCGGCGGCCGCGGAGCCCGAGGCGUCCUCCGCCGUGUUCCCGCUCUACGGCGACGUCUACCCCCACGGCUUGUACUACGUGGCCAUGAGCAUCGGCAACCCGGCGAGGCCCUACUUCCUCGACGUCGACACCGGCAGCGACCUCACCUGGCUGCAGUGCGACGCCCCCUGCGUCAGCUGCUCCAAGGUGCCACACCCGCUCUACCGCCCAACAAAGAACAAGCUGGUUCCUUGUGUGGAUCAGUUGUGUGCAUCCCUUCAUCGUAGCCUGACCGGGGAGCACAAAUGCGACUCAGAUCAGCAGCAAUGUGACUAUGAGAUUAGGUAUGCUGAUCAGGGGUCAUCCAUUGGCGUGCUUGUCAAUGACAACUUUGCACUCCGCCUUGCAAACACCUCCAUUGUCCGCCCCAGUCUAGCAUUCGGGUGUGGGUAUGACCAACAGAUCGGCAGCAGCAGUGAGGUGUCACCCACUGACGGCAUGCUUGGGCUUGGGAGUGGAUCAAUUAGCCUGCUUUCGCAGCUCAAGCAGCAUGGUAUCACCAAGAACGUGGUUGGCCACUGCCUCAGUUUAAAAGGAGGGGGGUUCCUCUUCUUUGGGGAUGAUCUUGUGCCUUACUCACGUGCAACAUGGGCUCCCAUGGUUCGCAGUGCGUUCCGGAAUUACUAUUCCCCUGGCUCAGCAAGUCUAUACUUUGGUGGCCGGUCACUAGGUGUGAGGCCAAUGGAAGUAGUCUUCGACAGCGGCAGCUCAUUCACCUACUUUGCUGCACAGCCAUAUCAAGCGCUUGUCACCGCGCUUAAGGGUGACCUAAGCAAGCCUCUGAAAGAGGUAUCUGAUCCCUCCCUGCCUCUGUGCUGGAAAGGGAAGAAACCAUUCAGAUCUGUGCUCGAUAUUAAAAAGGAGUUCAAAUCAUUGGUUUUGAGCUUUUCUAAUGGCAAGAAGGCGCUCAUGGAGAUCCCUCCUGAAAACUACCUCAUUGUCACCAAAUAUGGGAAUGCAUGUUUGGGCAUCCUCAACGGUUCAGAGGUUGGUCUCAAGGAUCUGAACAUUCUUGGAGACGUUACAAUGCAGGAUCAGAUGGUGAUAUAUGACAAUGAGAAAGGGCAGAUUGGAUGGAUUCGUACACCCUGUGAUAGAAUCCCUAAGUUUGGAUCUUCCAUUCUGUGAUCAUUUCACACCCCUGUACAGUGAACAUACAUACCCUUAAUUCUUUUCUAUAUAUUCGAACAGCGACAAUACCAUUCAUGGGUUUGAGGAAGGUUAUUGUUGGCCUCAAUUCCCUGGGAUCAUUGGUCUUUGGAACGAAGAUUGCCCAGCCUAUUACCGUUCAAAUAAAGAGUGAUUAACAAGGGAAGGCCACUAAACUGAUGAAAGAACACAGGGUGAUUAACAAGGGAAGGAUGAUCAUCCGAGGGAGGCUGCACACAGAAUUAGGAACGUAUAUUCUUUAGGAAAAAGAAUGUAAACAUCAUAAUGUUCAUAUGAAAUAUAAUGAUCACCUUCUUAUGAAACUCCGCCAUAUUCAGCAUAUUCGGAUUUGUUCUUCGUGCAUUGUUUACUUGGUGUUGUAUUGAUGUAAUGCUUUUGAUUUAGGUGCCUUAGAAUUUCAAAGAUAAGACUAAGAAACUAAGCUGAAAUGUGUUUUGGUUUAAUUAUGAUCAGUGAUUGAUAUUGGUAUUUAAUUGGUUU